This is a messenger RNA of Aspergillus bombycis, 1071 nucleotides long. Its product is annotated as zinc-binding alcohol dehydrogenase family protein. Gene Ontology annotation, molecular function: oxidoreductase activity, acting on NAD(P)H. The record is from RefSeq and is a predicted model, not a curated record. NCBI's taxonomy places the organism in Eukaryota, Fungi, Ascomycota, Eurotiomycetes, Eurotiales, Aspergillaceae. The transcript has a single exon. The coding region runs from base 1 to 1071 and encodes 356 amino acids.
AUGCCCGUCCCCGACACAUUCCUAGCGGCUACGGUCAACGAGCCCCACGCCCAACAUGUUGUUUCUAACCGCUCAUUGCAACCACUUGAAUCGGGCGAAGUUGCGAUCAAAAUCACUGCCACAGCCAUCAACCCGGUCGACUGGAAGAUCCGUGACUACAACGUCUUCAUCAAAGAGUACCCAGCCGUGUUAGGAUCCGAUGCCGCGGGAGAGAUUGUUGCCGUCGGAGCCGACGUUUCCAAUUUCGCUGUUGGCGAUCGGGUCUUCUUCCAGGGGAUCAUUGGCCGAUAUGACUCGUCGACCUUCCAACAAUACUGUAAGAUGCCGGCCACACUGGUCUCCAAGACCCCCAGCAGCAUUAGCGACGACCAAGCGGCAGGCAUCAGUCUCGCGACCGUGGCGGUUGUUACGGCCUUCUACGACAAGUCCGGCCACGGGUUGACCCCACCGUGGGACCAGAAUGGCCCACAGGUCGGAAAGGGCAAGGCCGUCGUGAUCAUCGGAGGCGCCUCGUCCGUGGGCCAAUAUGCCAUCCAACUCGCUCGGCUGUCGGGCUUUGAAAAGAUCGUGACCAACGCAAGCCUGCAAAACCACGAGUGCGUCAAGAAGCUAGGCGCACAUGUGGUGCUGGACCGGGCCCAUUCGAGCCCGGAGGAUUUCAAGGCGGCCAUCGGCGGAUUGCCUUUGGAAUUCGUGUUUGAUGCUAUCUCGGUGAAGGCGACGCAAGCAUUGGGUGUUGAGAUCGUCCAGGCUACGGAAGGCGCCGAUAAGAUUGUGACGGUCCAGGGUGCCGACGCUGAUGCUAUUGCCCUCGGUCAGUCGAAAGAGCCGAAGGUUGCGGUCAAGCAGGUCUUGGGAUUGGGCAGCUCCCCGGCGUUGCGUUAUCUCAGCGAACCUUUGGUGAAACAUCUCGGCGGCGAGGAUGGCUAUAUCGCUAAGAACCUUUUCGUCCCCAACCGGGUGCAUCUGGUUCAAGGGGGACUGAAUGCCGUGGAACAGGCCCUUGCGAAGAAUAAGGAGGGUGUGUCUGGUGAGAAGGUUGUAUUCCGCCCUAAUGACGGAGCAAACUGA